Molecule: messenger RNA, 837 nt
Organism: Strongylocentrotus purpuratus (purple sea urchin)
Lineage: Eukaryota; Metazoa; Echinodermata; Echinoidea; Camarodonta; Strongylocentrotidae
Exons: 1
Coding region: 1-837 (278 amino acids)
Source: RefSeq, a predicted model, not a curated record
AUGGAGAGUUUCGAAGAAGAAGCGUUGGACACAUGCCCCCUCUCUUGCUUGCCUCGUGUUUGGAAGAGAUACGUAGAUGACACCUUCAUCAUAGUUCCCAUCUCUGAAACAGAUAAGCUGCUUAAACACAUGAAUAGCCUUGAACCAACCAUCCAGUUCACAUCAGAGAUAGAGUGUGAAGGGAAGAUAGCAUUCUUAGACACUCUAGUUCAUAGACACGACAACCAUAGGCUCUCCACCUCAGUCUAUAGGAAGCCUACCCACACAGACCAGUACAUAGCGUUUGACUCUCACCAUCCCAUAUCGGUGAAGAGAGGUCUAGUGAAAUGUCUAUUUGACAGAGCUUCACGCAUUGUGACAAGUCCACAACAGCCAUGCAAAGAACGGACCCGUGUUCGCAGUGCCCUGAGUCUCAACGGUUACCCACGCCGUUGUAUACACAAUACCAAGAAUAGAUCGUCGGAACCCAGGGAUCAGAAGGUAUACAAGACUUUUACAGUCUUGCCGUACAUUGAUGGGGUCUCCCAACAACUCAAGCGCCGCCUAGAGAGCCAUGGCAUUCGAACGGUUUUCAGAUCAGAUACCACCCUACGUCAACAACUUACACGCCCCAAGGAUCCAAUUCCUCCACAUAGACGGGACGGCAUUGUGUACAACAUCCCUUGUAAAGGAUGUGAUAGAUCCUACAUCGGUGAAACUGCCCGUCCGAUAAAAGAAAGAAUCACUGAGCAUAAGAGGGACGUCAGACUCCGUCGAACUGACAACUCAGCCGUAGCCGAACAUGCUUGGGAUAACCAGCAUCAACCAGACUGGGACGGGGUUCAGUGCCUUUCCUAG